This is a messenger RNA of Phaedon cochleariae (mustard beetle), 1263 nucleotides long. Lineage: Eukaryota; Metazoa; Arthropoda; Insecta; Coleoptera; Chrysomelidae. The record is from the annotation of a GenBank genome assembly.
UUAAUGUUUUUCCUUCAUUCUUGUGUCUUGUCAGAGAUGUAUAGAAAUUCCGUUCAUGUCAUCUUAUGAGGUAUCCUAUUAACUUGUGAAAUUUCACAGGGGGCCAUACAAGUAUGUCUGGUAAGUCUGGAGCGUCUGAAAUAAGCCUCAAACAAAGUCUUAGAAAGAUCGAAUAUCCAAGCAGUGCAAAGGAUGCUCUCAACAAAAUAGUUGAUCUAAUAUGUGGCCGUAUAACAAGCAUAAAGAACAUGGAUUUAGCCCUUGAUCUUAUGGCAGAGUUUGUAUUUCUUGAGAUUGACAGGAGAGGCCACAAAAGGGGAUUCCCUUUAACACCAUUAAUAGAAUUACAGCUUAUAGAAUUACUCUAUGAAUAUUUCAAUAAUAUGUCCAAUGAAUCUGCAAGAAAUACAGUGUUUCUUUCCAUCUUUAGUGGUACAACUGCUAUAAUGAGAUUAGGAGUACUAACAAAAUUGGUGUCUGUGGCAAUAGCAAUACCUUCUGCAACUAUUUUAUCAUCAGCUAGUGCAUGGAUGCAACAACUAGGAAAUACUUCACAAAACAGCUGCAAAUUGGCAGAAGGUCUCAUUCAAGAUUAUUUUUACUUUUAUAAUCCCAAUACCAGUAGUAUCAAUCUUGUUCCCAGUAUAUCUCCACAGUUCACAGCAAACUUUUUGACUGCUGUCACUGAGAAUUAUUUCAAUUUUACCAAGAGAGAAUGCAUAUUUCCCCCAAAGGUAUUAAUGGAAUCAGUCACAACAUGGGUAUCAGAGAACCCUGGUUUGUGUAUAGCAGCACAACAAAAACAGGCAGUUCUACCACCAGGUGCUAUAGCCAUGGAAGCCACAACCCCCAUUGCAGGCCUCCUCAGAUGGACUGUUCUAGCACCCAUCAACAAACAAGACAGCCAGGUCUAUGGGGACCUACACCUAGCUUUGCUGAACAGCAUAAUAGAAAUUCCAAAAGUCACACCUCCUAAAGCUAUUUAUGCCCAACACCUGACUGGACCUAUCAACCCUAUUCUGAGCUAUGUCAAUGACCUGAGGAAUAAGCAAGAGCUGAAGCUAGAUCAGAUCUUGAAUGAGGACAACCUGCAGUUGGCCCUAGACAGAUAUGCACAGGCCAUACAGGUUAUUUACUCUGUUAAUGCUGUGUAUGGACAUGUUGAUGAUUUGUUUCAUCAGCUGAAGUUGUUGCCUUUCAAUAAGUUGAUGAGCAUUGUGAUUAGUACCUAUAAGAAAAAUAAAGUUAUUAUUUUGUAAUGAA